This is a messenger RNA of Eucalyptus grandis, 1462 nucleotides long. Its product is annotated as calcineurin B-like protein 3. Gene Ontology annotation, molecular function: calcium ion binding; kinase binding. The coding region runs from base 414 to 1088 and encodes 224 amino acids. Lineage: Eukaryota; Viridiplantae; Streptophyta; Magnoliopsida; Myrtales; Myrtaceae. Gene Ontology annotation, biological process: calcium-mediated signaling. The record is from RefSeq and is a predicted model, not a curated record. The transcript has 9 exons.
CCAUUCCCAACCCUCCAUCCCCCAUUGGAGCUGUUUCUCUCUCUAGGUUCAUAAAAAGGAAGAAAUUCCCCAAAGUUUCCUCCUUUUUCUCUCGCUUUUCUCUCCCCCAUCUUUUCCUGCCUCAAGAAUUGACGUUCGUACUUUGAAGGGUCUCUCUCUCUCUCCCCACUCCCUAAAAUAAUGCUUUGUCGAUUCACUUCAAUUAUUUAUUCAGUCGCCAUCACCAGAUAGACGUGCUCCCACCCAAAACGAGGGAGGCAAAAAAAAAGUAAGCCAAACCCCAUCUCCAGGAAGAGUACCAGUCCCCCGACAAUGUCCCCAAAUCUUCACCCCCCGCCUCCGCCGUCGCCCUGUCUCCUCCUGUGGAAUUUCUGAAAAGGUAUGGGGUGGUGGUUUGAUGACUGUACAAGAUCAUGGUGCAGUGCGUAGAUGGAAUCAAGCAUUUUUGUGUCGCUAUUGCAACUUGUUGUGAUGCAGAAAAGCGACCUCGAGGUCUGGAAAAUCCAGAAGCUCUGGCAAGGGAGACAGUCUUUAGCGUGAGUGAAAUAGAAGCAUUAUAUGAACUUUUCAAGAAGAUCAGCAGUGCUGUAGUUGAUGAUGGGCUGAUCAACAAGGAGGAAUUUCAAUUAGCACUCUUUAAGACAAAUAAAAAGGAGAGCCUGUUUGCAGAUAGGGUGUUUGACUUGUUUGAUACUAAACACAACGGAAUACUAGAUUUUGCAGAAUUUGCUAGAGCUCUAUCUGUCUUUCACCCCAAUGCACCGAUUGAAGAUAAGAUUGAAUUUUCCUUCCAACUUUAUGACCUCAAACAACAAGGUUUUAUAGAGAGGCAGGAGGUAAAGCAAAUGGUAGUUGCUACCCUUGCUGAAUCUGGUAUGAAUCUCUCGGAUGAUGUCAUAGAAAGUAUCAUUGACAAGACUUUUGAGGAAGCCGAUACUAAACAUGAUGGCAAGAUUGACAAGGAAGAAUGGCGGAGCCUUGUUUUGAGACAUCCAUCCCUUUUGAAAAACAUGACACUCCAAUAUCUAAAGGACAUCACAACUACAUUCCCAAGUUUUGUGUUUCACUCCCAAGUUGAUGAUACCUGAGUUUUGGAUCUGCAUUGAUUUGAAGAUUGUGCCGAGAAAUUCUUUCUUUCUUUAUGAUUAUUGUUUCUUAUUCAACUCCUUUCUUAAGCGACAGUGACCUUUUCUCUGUAAAGGUGACUAUUUGGUAGUGUUGGAAUGUGAGAUGGAUUCUUAAGAUUGUAUUUAGGAGAUUCAUUUUGUGAGGUUGUAUUAGUUGGUUGCAGAAUCUUGCGUCUAUCGUGCUACCAGUCCGUUCACGGAAUUGAUUUACGAAGUGACAUGCACCUAUCAUCGGGGUGUAGUAUAUGUUCCGUUUGUUAAAUGCGCAAAUGCACGGUCAUGUCAUAUGAUGGAUGGACCCGUCUUAUAAAUCAAAAGACGAGUUGUUCGUGUUA